Molecule: messenger RNA, 642 nt
Organism: Salvia splendens (bonfire salvia)
Lineage: Eukaryota; Viridiplantae; Streptophyta; Magnoliopsida; Lamiales; Lamiaceae
Product: putative late blight resistance protein homolog R1B-16
Exons: 2
Coding region: 1-642 (213 amino acids)
Molecular function (GO): ADP binding
Source: RefSeq, a predicted model, not a curated record
AUGCCUCUUACAUUGCACCUUCCAAUUGUAAUUCAUCAAAGACAUGGAUUUGAUCUAGAAAGAAGUGAUGGGGGGAUCGUUGCACUCAAAGAUGAGAGAUGGGCCUCAGCAUCUUCAGACUUGCAUGGGAGUUUGCAGAAGGUGAUAGAAGAAAUGGACUUGAUUGAGAAAGAAGUGGUUGCACUCAAAGAUGAGCAAGUCUCCUCAUCGUCUGCUGGCUCCGUAACAUUUUCUAAGGAAUCAUCUCUUCCUAGGCUGAACAACUCAACCAUGGUGGGCUUUGAUGAUGUGAUGCUUCGACUCAUGGAGAAGCACGGUCGCCAAGUCAUCCCAAUCGUAGGGAUGGGAGGAAUUGCCAAUAAACAAAGGUUGAGUGAAAUGAGUGAAGAUGAAAUAAGACUAUCACUCCACAAAUGUUUAUCACAUAGAAGGUAUGUAAUUGUGUUGGAUGAUAUGUGGAGUAUUGAGGCAUGGGAGAAGCUACAACGCUAUUUUCCUGAUAACAGUAAUGGUAGUCGGAUAAUGGUGACAACUAGGCUAUCGAAUUUGGGAUCUCAAUUGAAUAACAAUUAUAGCCUUAAAAUGAAGUUUAUGAAUGUGGAAAGUAGCUGGAUUACGUUCUGCAAAACUGUGUUUAUAUAA